AUUAUUAAUUCACAUACUGUUUUUAAUCAUUUUUAAAGUCGUAACAAUAUUCUUUCAUUUGUUUUUGUCACACACAGUAAUCUUGCUUUGAGAAUAGAAGAUUAUGAAGAGUACUUUAAGCGGAAACAUGCGGAUUCCAACUGUGGUUUUGCUGAAGAGUAUGAGGAAUUGAAAUCUGUUGGAAAGGCACAGUCAAAGGACGCUGCAGAGGCUAUUGAAAACAAGGCGAAGAACCGUUACACCAAUGUUUUACCUUAUGAUGCUUCAAGAGUGAAAUUAUCAAUGUGUGGCAACCCCUUUGAUGACUACAUCAAUGCCAACUAUGUUCCAGGCUACAAUUCAAGAAAAGAAUUUAUAGCUGCUCAGGGUCCGUUGCCUGUUACAGUGAAUGAAUUCUGGAGAAUGAUCUGGGAGAAGAAUGUCUACACCAUUGUGAUGCUGACCAAAUGUAACGAGCUGGGACGGGUGAAAUGUGAGAAGUACUGGCCAUCUGGGACAAAUCAUUAUCAUAACAUCUCAGUGACGACCACCUCAGAGAUAACACUGGACAGCUGGACCAUAAGAGACUUCAAAAUUAAAAAUGUGAAAACAGCAGAAACUCGCUACGUACGCCAGUUCCACUUCACAGCGUGGCCGGAUCAUGGAGUUCCACAGACCACUGAAGUCCUCAUUGACUUCAGACACCUGGUGAGAGAACACAUGGACCAGUACUCACGCCACUCUCCAACUGUGGUGCAUUGCAGUGCCGGUGUGGGAAGAACAGGAACCUUUAUUGCUAUUGACCACCUGAUUUUCCAGAUUGAAAGAGAAAGCAUGGUGGAUGUCUACGGAAUUGUUAAUGAUAUGCGCAUGCACAGGCCUCUCAUGGUGCAGACUGAGGAGCAGUAUGUUUACCUUCACCAGUGUGCGUAUGACAUAAUUCGAUCAAGAACCGGAACCAAUGUGGACUUAAUUUACCAGAACACAGAAGCAAUUCACUCCAUCUAUCAGAAUGUAAAAUACAUAAAAUCAUAAAUGUAGACGGCCUUAAGAUUUAAAAGAGCGUUUUAAGUUUUCUUUCAAAAUAAUGUAAUGCAUUCUUUACAUAUAGUUCAAUCUAAUUUAUUUUCUUGCACGAUACACAAAAAACGUUGUGUAACAUUUUAAUUUUAAUAAAUAAAUAUAAAAGAUUACACUAGAAAGAAUGCAACAUUUUCUAUGUUAAUUUUGAAGUAAACAGCAAAUAAUGUGUAAGUUAUAAAUUAUAUUUAUAGUUUAAAUUAUAUUUAUAAUAUUUCAAUCAAGAGAUCUUUAUUUUUUUUUUUAAUUACAUGUCCAAUAUGUAUCAUUUUACAUGAUAUAUUUACUGCAAUAUCAAACCCCUAAACAUUUUAAUACUGACAUGUUUGUAUUUGCUCAUAGAGGCCUUUGUGAAAUCCCAUGUUUUAUAAAAUGCUUAUCUUUUCAAUGUUAUUUAGAGGAAUAUAUCUUAGAUUAUUUAAACAUUUAGAGAAGAAAUAAAAUGAUUUUACUUUUUUCCCCACUAGAAGGCACCACCAACCUGUCAAUGCCUGGUACAAAUGUGAAUAUGUUUGAGCUAUUAUGUUGAUAAUUAGAAAGAAAAUAUGACUGUUAUGGUUUAUAAGUUUUAUUAUUAUUAUUAUUGUUAUUGUUAUUAUUAUGUUGUUGUUGUUUUAAGGGUUUAGCUGUGUGCACAAAAUUCAACCUGCUCUGCUGGAUAUGAGCAUUUGCUUGGGAUUUGUAAUUUAUAUUGCGUUUUAUUUUUAUACAGUACUAAUUUGAUUAGACAAGUAGCUUUCCAAGAGUGCUAAUAUUUAGUAAACGAGCACAGCUACAAACUAUCCUGAAAAGUUAGUAACUCUAUAUUAAUUUUCUGUUUAUGGCACUUUUGUUUAAAAGCAAUCACACCUGCAACUGUACUGUUAUUAUACUUAGCAGCUGUGAUUACCUGCACUCUUACUUGUGCAAUAUUUCUUAAAUAUAUGAUAAAGCACUAUAUAAAAACUGUUUUUACUAUUUAUACAUUUCUGUGAUCAACAUUUGCAAUUAUUUGACAUUUUUAUUUUUAUUUAAACAACAGUGCGCUAGAAUCUUUUUCCCACUUUCAUUUCACUCUGGUCACUUACUUGCUUCUUGCUUCUAUAUUUUUUGAACAUACAUAUGUGAUGAGGCUAUUUGCAUAUAAGGAGUGUCUUUAGCUCUUUUUAAUUUUAUCAAAUUAUGAUCCAUUCUUUGUGAUAAUUCUGAUACAUGCUGGAAACUGUGAACACAAAAUGAAUAAAAAUAAAUGAAUUAAAAAAAUA
This is a messenger RNA of Ctenopharyngodon idella (grass carp), 2303 nucleotides long. Its product is annotated as receptor-type tyrosine-protein phosphatase eta-like. Bases 283 to 1014 code for a protein of 243 amino acids. The record is from RefSeq and is a predicted model, not a curated record. Gene Ontology annotation, molecular function: protein tyrosine phosphatase activity. NCBI's taxonomy places the organism in Eukaryota, Metazoa, Chordata, Actinopteri, Cypriniformes, Xenocyprididae. The transcript is spliced from 8 exons. Gene Ontology annotation, biological process: negative regulation of MAP kinase activity; protein dephosphorylation.